AUGCGGCGACAAUGUCGGCCUCGUCGUCGCACCACCAGGACACCGACACGUACGGAGCGCGGCGUCAGGACGACGACAAGAGGAUGUCCAGCGGCGCCGAGACGCCGCGUCCGGAGGAGACGCCGGCCAAGGUCCUGCUGCUGCGACGAUGGAGCGACAUGCCGCAGCACCUCCAAUUCAAUCCGCACAUCUACACCGGCUACAGGCCGCUCAUGACCAUCCGCCAGUGCCUCGGUAGCCUUUUCUACAUCCACAACGAGACCGUCAACAUCCUGACGCACGGAUUCGCUAUCCUGUAUAUGUUGGUGACCGUGCCACAUCUCCUCCCAUGGAAUACAAAAGGGACACUCGUGGGAGUUCUGUCCUGGUGUCACUUGAUCGGCGCUGUUAGUCCGUGGAUCGGAUCCUUCCUGUACCACCUCUUCAUGAACGUAAACUACGACGAAGUUUUGUACAGAACACUGCUGAAAGUCGACAUGAUCGGCAUAUGGCUGUGCCAGAGUUUCGGAGCUAUACCGAUGAUGGCAGCCGCUGUUCAUUGCCUUGCCGAUAACGUCUGGUAUUGCUGCAUUUUUAUUUAUUGCUCCCUUAGUAUGUGGGGACUUUUAAAGGCAAUGACUGCGAGAUCACCAUGGGAAAGGCGUUUAUGUUUUGCCCCUCCUUUCCUAAUGAGAAUGCUGGUCAUGACGCUGAGGUGUUUCGGCAUUGGUGGCGGAUCACCCGAGGCUCUUAUUCAUAUAAUAUUACAGGAUCUCAUAGCUGUGAUAGGUGCAACCAUUGGCGCUCUUCGCAUUCCAGAGAAGUGGAUCCCCGGCAGAUUGGAUUUAGUGCUAAAUUCCCAUAAUGUGAUGCAUGUUAUGGUCGUCCUGGCGGUAUGCUCCAUGCACGCCGCAACCUUGAAGGACCUCGCCUGGAUGUCCGAUCCGUCUACGUGCAAUAAAACAAGCUCUCUUCCUUCGGGUCGCGAAGAAUUGUGAUUGAAUCAUGAAGAACGCGACGGCUUGCUGCAGUCUGUGAUAAAUCGAGCCUAUAACAACUGGCGAUUAGUCGAGCGUUUCGACAUUUGGAGACCAGAAAGUGCUGAAUUCUAUAAUAGAUAAAGUUAAGGAUAUCGAAAAAAAAAUAUAUAUACAUAUUAUACAUAUAUAUAUAAAACAGAGUUUAAUACAGAGUUACUUAAUUUAUGUGAUCAUUGCGGGACGGUUUAGGUACAAUCACGAGUACAAAGUACAUACGGUUACUUAUCAUAUCGAAUGCUUAAUGUAAUGGGAUAUUUGUGGUGUUUUUCUGCAAACACACAAAUAGGUAAAGUAGAAUUGAUGGAAACUGGCGGGAGUAUAAUGCGAGAAAGAAGUGAGUUUUGUCUUAUUUGUUUGUUUGUUAAAAGAGCAAAAUAUUUUACCUUAAAAUUUUUAACAAUAUAAUUGAAGAGAAAUAUCGUUUAUCAUCUUUCCAUUUUAAUGAAAUGAUAUACAUUUUUAUAUCAAAAAUGUAUCUAUCUUUUUUAUUGUAAUUAGUGAGGACAGUUUAUUUG
Wasmannia auropunctata (little fire ant) is the source of this 1534-nucleotide messenger RNA. RefSeq names its product progestin and adipoQ receptor family member 4. Gene Ontology annotation, molecular function: signaling receptor activity. The transcript has 5 exons. NCBI's taxonomy places the organism in Eukaryota, Metazoa, Arthropoda, Insecta, Hymenoptera, Formicidae. The coding region runs from base 12 to 977 and encodes 321 amino acids. The record is from RefSeq and is a predicted model, not a curated record. Gene Ontology annotation, cellular component: membrane.